Enterobius vermicularis (human pinworm) is the source of this 522-nucleotide messenger RNA. The record is from the annotation of a GenBank genome assembly. Lineage: Eukaryota; Metazoa; Nematoda; Chromadorea; Rhabditida; Oxyuridae.
UUGUUUUCCCGAGAAUAUCUACUCGGUACUAAGUACCUAAUUAGUGCAGAUUUGAGGUCUGCGUUUAUUUUUAGGAGGGUGAGGCAAGCGCAAACUGAACAGCGGUCCCACAGUGUUGGUUCUUCAAUUUGGAGGAACUACGACGACACACAGCUAUAUAAAAGCAUAUUGUCAGGCCGUAGCAUAGUAAAAGUGCUUUUCAGGGAAAUGAUUCCCCCGGUUCAAGCCAAAUUGAUUGCGUUGGACCACAGAGGAUUCAGAACAGUUGUUAUAGAAAAGUUGAAACCGGGACCGUUUGGAUUCUACAUUGCAACAGGGAUUAUUAAUCAAAGGAGAGGGAUCUUCAUAUCGCGGGUUUCUUUGCCUUCUUUAAUGCCAGUCUUAUCCGUUGGCGACGAGCUCAUUUACGUUGAGAAUGAACUUAUCAAGGGUCGUACUCUUGAGUACGUACAGUCACUAAUUGCGGGUAAAAAUAUUGUAACAAUAGUUCUGUUGCCAAACAUCUCAUCAGCACUCUGUUGA